This is a messenger RNA of Dovyalis caffra, 750 nucleotides long. The record is from the annotation of a GenBank genome assembly. NCBI's taxonomy places the organism in Eukaryota, Viridiplantae, Streptophyta, Magnoliopsida, Malpighiales, Salicaceae.
AUGGCCAGUUACAGUGACCAUCAAUUUGUGAACCCAGUUAAGGGUUUUGCACCCAAGAAAAGAAGAGGAUGUGGAGAAGGGGUGGAUAAUGAAGAUGAUCAGAAGGGUCGGGGAGAGAGAGCAUCAAAGAAAAGAAAGAAGAUGGGAAGGGUAGAUUUCAAGAAACUGGGUUUGGAUCCUGCACCCAAUUUCUCUUCCCAAAUUAAAGCCCGGAUAGAUUAUCAAGAAGGGCAUGAUAGUGCAAUAAAGAAGAUGAUCAUGAAACAAAUAUUUAUAACUGAUUUAAAUAUGCACCAUGACUGUUUCUCAAUGCCAUUGAAUCAAAUGAAUGAUUUCAAUAAUUUUCUAAAGAAAAACGAGAUUGAGGGUAUAAAAGUGAUGCUAGUGGAACUGAGUCCUAAGGAUGAUAAUGUUCAUCAAAGCACAAUGAGAUUGAGAAAGUUGAACAUCAACAAAAAUAUUUCCUAUGUGUUAACCACCAAAUGGAAUGAUGUUUUGAAAAGGAAUGAAGGUGUACUGAAUGAGAAUGACAUUGUUAUGGAUGUAGAUAAAGUUGACAGACGUGUUGCAUCUAAGAGAACUACUUCUCAAGAAAAUAACAACGUGGAUCAUGGUGCUAUAGAGCAGUACAGGUUUUUUAUGGUUUUGGUGCAAGUGGGAGUCAAGCCAGCGAGGAAGGUGCUAGCACAAGCCAGGCAUAGAGGAGAUGAUCUAAAGGAGGCAAUUAAUGUUAUGGAAUUGCUAUCUUAA